AUGAAAGUAAUGGAAUUUCUUCUCACUCUUAUGGCCUGGGGGGUUAUCGAAGACGACCCUGAACCAGAACAACAACAACAAAAUACAUCAAGCGAAGCUCAAACGGACCAGCCAGCAUUAAUAGUGGUUCAAGAAUCUGGAGACGAAGUUGAAGAGAAGGAAAAGGUGUAG
Molecule: messenger RNA, 171 nt
Organism: Meloidogyne enterolobii
Lineage: Eukaryota; Metazoa; Nematoda; Chromadorea; Rhabditida; Meloidogynidae
Source: the annotation of a GenBank genome assembly